Messenger RNA from Rhizopus microsporus ATCC 52813, 993 nucleotides. RefSeq names its product MTC tricarboxylate transporter. The coding region runs from base 1 to 993 and encodes 330 amino acids. Gene Ontology annotation, biological process: mitochondrial transmembrane transport; monoatomic ion transport. Gene Ontology annotation, molecular function: monoatomic ion transmembrane transporter activity. Gene Ontology annotation, cellular component: mitochondrial inner membrane. The transcript has 7 exons. The record is from RefSeq and is a predicted model, not a curated record. NCBI's taxonomy places the organism in Eukaryota, Fungi, Mucoromycota, Mucoromycetes, Mucorales, Rhizopodaceae.
AUGUCCUUUAUUGACUUGUUUCAAGCUAACGAAAAUAAUAAAAAACAAGCAAAACCUAGAUAUUCUCAAUCUACUUAUUGGGGAAGGUUGAGACAUUUUAUUGAUAUCACAGAUCCAAGGACUCUUCUUGUUUCACGUAAAGAACUUGAACGAUGUAAACAGCUGUUGGAAAAUAAAAGCGAACAUACCCACACUGACCCUGAGAAACUCUGGAGAGCCAAGAAAAUUGUCGAUUCAACCAUUCAUCCAGAUACGGGUGAACCUGUGUUUUUGCCUUUUAGAAUGUCAAGCUUUGUGCCAACAAACAUGAUCCUUGUCGCUGGUAUGUUGUUGCCUAACCCAAGUAUUAAAAGUAUCAUCUUUUGGCAAUGGGCCAAUCAAAGCGUUAAUGUCGCGUUCAAUUCAGCCAACGCAAACAAGACCACACCUAUGAGUAUAAAGGAAACAGGAAUUGCUUAUGCCUCUGCCGUGACAACUUCUUGUGCGAUUGCUGUUGGAUUAAACCAAGCUGUACCACGUCUCAAUUUAUCUCCGUCCAUCAAGUCUUUAUGCAUGAAACUAGUUCCAUUUACUGCUGUUGCUGCUGCUGGUACUGUGAAUGUCUUUUUGAUGCGAGGCAAAGAGAUUAGAGAUGGUAUUGAUGUGUUUACAAAAGAUGGUGACAAGGUCGGUAAAUCCAAAAAGGCUGGUAUGUCCGCCGUUUCGCAGGUUGCCAUCUCUCGUGUGCUCACGAAUGCACCUGUGCUUAUCAUACCACCUCUUUUACUGGGUCGUAUUCAAAAAACAGAAUUUAUUAAAGCACGUCCACAUUGGAUCACUCCUAUUAACUUUGGAUUGAUUGCAUUGUCAUUAAUGACAGCUCUUCCUGCAGCAAUAGCCGUAUUCCCUCAGACUGGGGAGUUAGAUACCUCUUCUAUGGAAAAAGAAUUUCAGAGCUUAAAAGACGAGGAUGGUCAACCGAUCCGUCAGCUAUACUUUAACAAGGGUCUCUAG